UUUAGUAUACAUAAUUCUUAUAUUCAUGGACGAAUUUUGAUGAAAACUCCUGGAGAAAGUCAAACAAAGCAAAUUUAUCACUUGGUUUGUAAUGCGAAUGAAACACACGAAAUUCUUUCGCUUUUUGUGGGGGACAAAAACUGGACUGAAAUGAUGGACAACGGAGGCUUUCCUUCUCUCUGGUUAAACGGUCAAAUGCUGUAGAAAUUGAUGGGGAGACUGUAAAAAUUUGAUAGAGCGAUUCCAGGAUUCACAGUUGACUUUCGACAACAGCCCGAGAAGAAUCACUGAAUAGUAUAUUCCCGUUCGGUCAAUUGAAGUUUACACUCGAUCAUGUACAAUUCGGCGACUUUACGUGAGAAUUCUGGUGAUUUAAGGUCAAUUCGAGCAAAGAAGUUUACGUGGACCUUCAACUUUGAGCAACUUUUGGCGCUUGAGAGGGCGUUCUUGUGGGACAAGUAUCCGAAAACUUGGGAGAAACGCAGACUCGCCCUCAACAACGGUUUGUCCUUGGAUGCCGUGAUGACAUGGUUCAACCACCGACGAAAGCUGUAUAAAAAGCGGGAUAAGGAAAUAUGAUUUUAUGCCGAAAAACCCGAAAAGGCAAUAUUUUUAAGAG
Molecule: messenger RNA, 619 nt
Organism: Phlebotomus argentipes
Lineage: Eukaryota; Metazoa; Arthropoda; Insecta; Diptera; Psychodidae
Product: homeobox protein H40-like
Exons: 3
Coding region: 334-579 (81 amino acids)
Molecular function (GO): DNA binding
Source: RefSeq, a predicted model, not a curated record